This is a messenger RNA of Postia placenta MAD-698-R-SB12, 783 nucleotides long. RefSeq lists its product as hypothetical. Lineage: Eukaryota; Fungi; Basidiomycota; Agaricomycetes; Polyporales; Adustoporiaceae. The record is from RefSeq and is a predicted model, not a curated record. The transcript has 9 exons. Bases 1 to 783 code for a protein of 260 amino acids.
AUGUCCGCCCGACCUGUAAUUGUCGUCGCAGGCAUUGGGAAUGGCUCAGGCACUGGUGCCGCUACCGCGCGCGUAUUCGCCAAAGCGGGAUACCGCGUCGCACUGAUCGCCCGGAACGCCGACCAUCUGAACAAGCUCGCAUCGGAAGUCAACCAAUCCGGGGGAGAGGCUGCUGCAUUCCCCGUUGCUUCAUACUCGUACGAAGCCGUUAGCGGCGUCUUCACUACCAUCAAGCAGCACAAAUGGGCGUCGCCCGAGAAAGCGGAAAUCCGUGUCGCUCUGUGGAACGCGGGCGCAGGCGUAUGGAAGGGGUUCCUCGACGUCACGGAGCAGGAACUGCAGACGGUCGUGGACACGAACAUCACAGCACCAUUCGCGUUCUCGCGCCAGGUGCUCCUCGCUUUCAAAGAGAACGAGAUCGACCAGCUGGGCAAGCGGGGCACGCUCCUGUUCACGGGCGCGACGGCGAGCUGGAGGGGCAAUGUGACAACGAGCGCGUUCGCUGCGGGCAAGUUCGCGCUGCGUGCCUUGAGCCAGAGCCUCAACAAGGAGUUCGGCAAGCAGAACAUUCACGUCGCCCAUGCCAUCAUUGACGGAGGAAUUUUGACGGACCUGUCCCUCUCGCGCCGUUCGGACCCGAGUGCAAGCAAGGCGUGGAAGGAAGACGCGAACAUCCGCCUGGACCCGGAGAGUAUUGGCAAGUCCUACCUUUAUCUCGCCAACCAGGAUAGCUCUGCGUUGACAUGGGAGUUGGAUUUGCGCCCUGCGCACGAAAAGUGGUGA